CACGAUCCAAGCUAAGUGAGAGCACGAAGCAAGAAACCGUCGCGCCGAUGACCGUACCGCCACCGCACAGAAAACAAAAAACGAUCAGAUCAAACACCCAUGUGCCCAAUUCGAAAAUAAAACCGCUGCAGAUUCCGGGAACCUGCUGCGCGGACCAAUCCGAUCCACCCCCGGGGGAGCACUGAUCUCGUCAGGAACAAAAGCUAUCACCUCCCCUAAACGAUCUUUGCGGCGCCACCCGGGUGCGCAGCCUAUAUAAAGCGCGGGCAAGCCUCACCCACCUCAUCUCACUCCAGAGUCCAGACUUCCAGAGCCAGCCAGCCGCUUAAUUUGAUUUGAACAACCCGCAGCUUAAUUUGAUUAAGCGAUCGAUCUAUCUCAGUUGGAGCUCUGCGAGCGAACGCGCGUCGUGGGCCCACGUACGUUCAACGGACAGCUGCUCGGAGAGAUCAUGGACGGCAAGCUGGGCGUGCACCACGGGCACCACCACAGCGGCAUCUCCAAGCCGCCGGCGCACCACCACCACGGCGGCAAGAGGGGCGCCAGGAGGCACGCCGGCAGCGGCGGAGGGGGGAGUAAUAAGGGGAUCAAGGUGGUGUACAUCUCCAGCCCCAUGAAGCUCACCGCCAGCGCCGAGGAGUUCCGCGCCGUCGUGCAGGAGCUCACCGGCCGCGACUCCAACGUCGCCGACCACGACCUCGCCGGCGCCUACUACGCGCCGUCGUCGUCCUCGUCCUCGUCCUCAUCCUCGUACGCAUCGUUCGGGCGCGUCUCCCCGACGGGGGCCGGCGCGGCAGGCGGCGCCGCACGCGCUCUGUCGCCGACGAUGGCCACGGGGGCGAGCGUCGGCGCGGGACGGGCGGCCGAGUACGGCGCCGCGAUGGCCGCGCCGCCGCCGUUCCAGGGCAUGUACGACUACACUGCCGGGAGCUUGCUUUACGGCCAGGACUACUGGUAGGAACGAACGGAACGGGGAUUUCCCCCUUUGCGAUUGAUUUCACAUGCCAUGCCUAUGAACACAUGAUGUCCAUCCAGCACGCGCCCGUAUGUAUAUUGCGUGUAUUUAAUUUCCAUAAGCAGGCUUCAGCGUGCGUGCAUCAUGCUUCCUGUUCUUGGGUUGCAUCGAUUGAUCGAUCGAUCAUCUUGUACUGGGUAUAUAUGAGCACUAUGUCAAUAGCAGCUAGAUGUAUCUAUACGUAUUUUAAUUUGCCUUUUCAAAUUGAAUCUUUAAUUUCUUUGCUCUCCAAUAUAAUCUGUCCUCCGGCCUCCGGGGAUCAA
Molecule: messenger RNA, 1278 nt
Organism: Panicum virgatum (switchgrass)
Lineage: Eukaryota; Viridiplantae; Streptophyta; Magnoliopsida; Poales; Poaceae
Exons: 1
Coding region: 452-958 (168 amino acids)
Source: RefSeq, a predicted model, not a curated record